GUGGGAUCUGCAGCAGAAGAAGAUCAGAUAGCAGAUAUCCCAAGAAAGUGUCAGACUCUUGACCGCCCAUGACUCUAAAAUAAGCUUUGAGGGAUUCAUUUUUUAUUUGGACUGGCCCCACACAGGCCAUGUGAGCUCUACAGACAUUGAAUUGGGGAUAGCCGUGAUCAUGUUGUCAGGCUCUUUUGAGGUCAGAAUUAUGAUUUCAUUGCUUCACUAAAGUAAUGUUCUAAUUUCUUGACUGUUUCUGAUCUAGAUAUCAAUCGGGCACUUCCUCUGGAGGACUUGACAGCAGGAGUGAUUGUAAUGCUCUGCUUAUUGAGUGGAGAAAGAGACUUGUUAAAAGGCAAAGACAAGAUGCUACUCUGUGACCGUUUACUUUUCUGCCUCGGGAGAAUAAAGUGGUUCUACCCGUAAAAGAAGAGAACAUUUGAAGGACGCCUGAGGAGAAACAUGCAGUAGCUUGGCAGAAAAACAAGGAUUAAAAGUUGGAAAUCAACAUUCAUUGGAAAAGCUUGCACACAAGGAAACUACUAUUGCAUCACCUCUCAAUCCAGUGUGUGUUGGACCGAGCUCUGCACUUACUGUAAGCCUGAUCAGUUUUGUAUGAGCUGGGCUGAUAGUGAGAACCUGGCUGAGCCCCACUGAGGCAUGAGUGUGGGAAGGGCCAAGCAUCACAGCUUCGUGUCCUGUGAAGAAGAGGGCUUGAGACUGAGUGCAAUGCCUGCAGUGGGCAGCUUCGGCAAUGGCAAGAUUCAAACGAGACGAAAGUCCCACAGCCGCUUUGUCAGCAAGGCUGGCCAAUGCAACAUCCAUUUCUCAAACAUGGAUGAGAAGUCACAGCGGUACAUAUCGGAUAUUUUCACAACAUGUGUGGAUGUCCGCUGGCGAUACAUGUUCCUGCUCUUCAGCCUGGUGUUUGUGGUGUCCUGGCUAACAUUUGGCCUGGCAUACUGGGUCAUUGCACUUCUACACGGUGAUAUGGACCAUCUUGAUGAAGACGACAGCUUUGUUCCUUGUGUCACGAUGGUUAAAACCUUCGUGGCUGCGUUCCUGUUUUCCAUUGAGACCCAGACGACCAUUGGGUAUGGAGCUCGCUGUGUGACAGAGGAAUGCCCGGCUGCUGUCUUUAUGGUGGUCUUUCAGUCCAUCAUGGGCUGCAUUAUAGAUGCUUUUAUGAUUGGUGCCAUCAUGGCUAAGAUGGCAAGGCCCAAAAAGCGUGCAGAGACACUACUGUUCAGCCACAACGCAGUCAUUGCCAUGCAUGAUGGGAAACUGUGCUUCAUGUUUAGGGUAGCUAAUCUGAGGAAGAGCCACAUUGUGGAAGCUCAUGUGCGAGCGCAGCUUGUCAAGCCCCGAUACACAGAGGAAGGAGAAUACAUUCCCCUGGAUCAACUUGACAUGAAUGUCGGCUAUGACGAUGGCACAGACCGCCUGUUUCUGGUGGCACCGCUCACUGUCAUACAUGAGAUCGAUGAAGGAAGUCCACUGUUUGGCAUCAGUAAGCAGGAUCUUGAAACACUAGACUUUGAGGUUGUAAUUAUACUUGAAGGCUUGGUGGAGGCCACAGCCAUGACAACACAGGCACGGAGCUCUUACCUGCCCUCGGAGAUCCUGUGGGGUCACCGCUAUGAGCCCGUCAUCUUUGAGGAGAAGAGCCAGUACAGGAUAGACUACGCCUACUUUCACAAAACAUACGAAGUACCAUCCACCCCCAGAUGCAGUGCCAAAGACCUGGAGGAUAGAAAAUUCCCAACAUCUGGUGCCAACUCUUUUUGCUAUGAGAAUGAGCUGGCCUUCAUCAGCAAGGAUGAGGAGGAGGAGGUGGAGGAGGAGGAAGGAGAUGUGGAGGUAGAGGAAGAAAGGAAGAGUUCAUCGGAGCGAGUGAACGAGCAGGCCAAUCCUGGACGUGAUCAAAUGGCGUCACCUAAAGAGUCAGAGAUUUAAUCUUUGGUUGACUUUUUUCUUUGUUUAUUUGGAUGCAGAACAAUGCAAGUGUCGUGUACAAAUCCCUAUGACUGUCGCUCUACUGACGUGAGGAAACAACAGAACUGAUCUGAAAGACUUAAACUUUAGAUUUAUCUUAUGAUUAACAUUUUGUUCUUCCCCGAGAUGGUUAUGAAGCUUUAUUAAAGGCAAACAAGACUAUGACAAAGUGCAUGACAAUAGUAUAGUUUUGUAUGAAUAUAUUUAAAUGUUUCAUACAGUAGGUUCGGCGGGACAAUCUGUAGGUGCUGUUCACAGUCCUCAAGUAUACAAUUUGCAACUGAGUGUGGAGUUAGAUUAACACUUUGCAGAAAACUAAACAUUUGAGAAUAUUUCUCCAGAUUAAGUUCUAAAAAAUAGAGGUGUUGAUCAAGUUUUUUCUUAAUGUAAAAACCAUGUGAACAAUAUGACUCAAAUUUUUUUUCAUUAGACAAUGUCAAUGGAUGACUUGGUUAGUUGGCUUACAUACAACGGCUAUAUCAUGGACUGCAUUUAACUAAAGACGACACAUCACAAGGUAGAGUUUUAAACAUUUCCGUAUUUCCAACAAAAAGAGAGAACAGCCUGAUGGUGCAUCACAAGUCAAUAAUGAAGGCAAAACUCUGUCUUCACAUUUCAGCCAGGGGGAAACAUUAAAACAUGAGUAGAUGUUUAACAGGUCAAUUAUAUCUCAACAGUUUAGCAGAAACAUUUUGGCUUGACUGAAUGAGUGUUUUCUGAGCCGCACUCCCUUUGUUACGUGUUUUUACGCCAAAUGUCCUGUUCUCACAACAUACAAAGCAGUUUACAAUAAUAAUUCAGGUAGAUUUUCAAUUCAACCUUGAAUUUAUUCCGCUGUAGACAAAUGCAGGCUCAUCAUUUUUAGUGGACAACCCUGACUGGCUAUUGCUAAUGUUAGCUUCAUGAGUUAGCUGCAAAUGUUGUCUCAAACUCAGUUUUUCAAUGUUUGUAAAAUACUUUUUUUUUAAAGGGCGUUUGCUAAGCCGCCUCCUUCUGUUAAUUGUUAUUAUGCCAAAUGUUCUGUUCUCACAUGGCAACAUGAAAUGCAGUUUACAAUAAUAAUUAAGGUAGAUCUUUACCUUGAAUUUAGGCAGCUGUAAUUCAGGCUUAUUAUUAUUGCUCAUUUCUACCAGACAACCCUAACAGGCUAAAGCUAAUGUUAGCUUCCGGAGUUAGUUGCAAAGGUUGUCUCCAGCUAAUUUGUAACGUAUGAACCAGACUUUUUUAAUGAGAAAACAGUCUUAUAUGUGCACCAGUUGCUGCUAUAUAUCCCACUGAAAAGCUAACAGGUCCCAGGCUAAACGUUAGCAUCCUCAUCAGUUGAUGAUGCAUGUGGAAAUCUUGGGAAAUAAAGAAACAACGCUGUGCUUUUGUUGGAUUUUAGAGAAAGUAAGUCCAGGUUUUACAACUAUAAUGAGAAAGUAUAUUCUGUAUGAUCAGACUGUUAUUCCAUACUAACCCUGUCUAGCUUAACUUGUUUUGCUUACACUACAGAAAAAUGUCAUUACUCAAAAACCUUUUUAAACGUUUUGGAUGAAAGUGUUAACUAGGUAAUUUGUAUCUGUGUUUAACUUUUUAACAGUCAUUAAAUGUUUUACAAAAAAAAGAAAAAUGCAGGAAACUAUGCUUUAUUAUUUUUAUUUCAAAAUAGCACUCCAUGGUUCACUUUAAGACCAUGGGCACUAUCACUAUCUCAAGUGUAGUUUGCCGGGGUAACUAAAGAGUAAAUCAUCCCAUAAUCCAUUCAAUACUACAUCAUUUGCUAGUUGUAAAAAAAAUGGACAUGAGGAAUCAGAGUAGCCUAUACUGUCAGCAAUGCUUCAGCUCGGGCUACUUAAGAGCAGACCAUCUGUCUCAUAGUGAAAGAGAGGCAAGGUCAAAUAAAAAGGUGUGAACCUAACAAACUCCUCACAUAAAGGAAGACUUGACACAUUAUUUUUGAGGGCCAUGCAUUACUUUGGUGGAGUUAUAACCUAAUGUAUGACAUCUGUGCUCAUUGUGUCGGGUCAAAUCCAAAUAACACAGAUUGAAAGAAAAACAAUUAUACACAAAACAACAAUAAACGGUCCAGUUCGAAGAAGAGCAGAAUAAAUGGCUGAGAAUACCCCUUCAAGUGCUUAAAUAAAUAUAGAUAUAAAAACAUCAGAUAUCAGCCUUUGACAUUAUUCAGAUGUUUAUAGGACAACAUUUUGCAGAAAUUCUACAAAAAAAAAAAGUAACAUUUUAAUCAAAUCUAACUCUGCCUGUAAAACAUUAUGUCGUAACAGAUGUCUACCUAGAAAUCAGUGCAAACAAAUCCAACCAUAGCCUGAGAUAGCCCCAGGUAUAUUAUUAAAGUAUAUCAAUGUGAGAAACAGCAGGGGAUAGAUGUGUUUAAUCAUAAUCAUGCCUUUCAGCGUCCCAUUUUCACACCAACCUACUCACGCAGUGGCAGAUCACACACAUGGCUAAAAAUACAUGAAUUUGCUGCUUGUCAUAUAAUCAACCUCCAAUUAUAUUUUUAUUUCUUUCAUUAUAGCAUACAUAAUAAAGAUAUUACGUCAGACACUACUCCACUUGGUGAAAUGAAUGAGUAUUUCCUCCACAUUUCUCAAGCUUAAAGCUCCAUGUGGGUUAAUGUAUACACCUGAGAGCCGAUUCAGAACAUUUGAACACAUUCACAUUUAUAUCUUGUUGCCUUGGGCUUGAAAUAUCCGAAUGGGCUUGCUCCAGAAAACAAAUGUUGUUUCCAUUGCCAUUUGAACCAAGAGCGGGACUGUACAGUUAAAGGGAAGAACUGAAAUGUGUACAUUUUGUCUGUUAUUGUAAAUAAAUUAUUAUUGUUUUUGGU
Molecule: messenger RNA, 4816 nt
Organism: Gymnodraco acuticeps
Lineage: Eukaryota; Metazoa; Chordata; Actinopteri; Perciformes; Bathydraconidae
Gene: kcnj12b
Product: potassium inwardly rectifying channel subfamily J member 12b
Exons: 2
Coding region: 652-1947 (431 amino acids)
Biological process (GO): potassium ion import across plasma membrane; regulation of monoatomic ion transmembrane transport
Cellular component (GO): plasma membrane
Molecular function (GO): inward rectifier potassium channel activity
Source: RefSeq, a predicted model, not a curated record